This is a messenger RNA of Diplodia corticola, 1557 nucleotides long. RefSeq names its product fad nad-binding domain-containing protein. The transcript has a single exon. NCBI's taxonomy places the organism in Eukaryota, Fungi, Ascomycota, Dothideomycetes, Botryosphaeriales, Botryosphaeriaceae. Bases 1 to 1557 code for a protein of 518 amino acids. The record is from RefSeq and is a predicted model, not a curated record. Gene Ontology annotation, molecular function: NADH dehydrogenase activity.
AUGAUACAAAAACCGGCUUCGGCGGCGCCAGCCGCACGGCUCGAAGAGGACGACAACGACAACGACGACGACAACACGCCGCCAUACUACGACCCCAACGAAGACUCGCAAGACAACAACCUCAACGACUACCUCGACCCCGACGACGACGACGACGACGACGACAACAACAACCCCUCCUCCUCCUCCUCCUCUUCCUCCACCACGCCCAUCUCCUCCCCCAACGGCAAACAACGCAUCACAAUCAUCGGCACCGGCUGGGCCGGCCACACGCUCGCCACAUCCCUCGACCCCCACAAAUUCGCCAUCACCAUCAUCUCGCCGUCCCCCUCCCUCGUCUACACUCCCCUCCUCGCCCGCGUCGCCGCCGCCCCAGCCGCCCCCGCCCCCCACCUCGCCGAGGAGCCCGUCCGCAACCGCGCCGGCACCCGCAACCGCAUCCGCUACGUCAAAGCGCGCGUCGAGAGCGCGGACCUGGCGCGGCGCCGGUUGCGCGUGAGGACGGCGUUCGAGUGGCCGCGCGGGGCGGAUGACGAGGAGAAGGUGGUGCUGGAUGACGACGACGGGAUGCGGUUCGACGUGCUGGCGGUGGCGCCGGGGUGCGUGGCGGAUCUGCUGGGCGAUGUGCCCGGGGCGGCGGAGUACGCGCAGUUUGUGCGGACGGCGGAGGAUGCGCGCGUGCUGCGGCGGCGGUUGUUGGAGCUGCUGGAUAAGGCGUCGGUGCCGGGAUUGACGGAAUGGGAGCGGCGCGAUCGGUUGCGGGUUGUUGUUGUGGGUGGGGGGCCGGUGGGGUGGGAGCUGUGCGUGGAGGUGGGGGGGUUGGUGCGCGGGGAGUUGGGGAGGUUGUAUCCGGGGGUGGUGGGGUUGUUGAGGGUUGUGGUGUUUGAUGUUGGGGCGCGGAUACGGAGUGCGUAUGAGAGGAGGUUGUAUGAGUAUGCGCGCGAGAGGUUGGUGGGGCGGGAGGGGGUCGAGGUGAGGGUGGAUGCGCAUGUCGAGCGCGUUGGGAGGGAGGAGUUGUGGACGAAGGAGGAUGGGCGGGUGCCGUGCGGGUUGGUCAUCUGGGCGACUGCGAAUACGAAUGUGCCGCUGGUUGAGCGGCUGGAUGCGAAGAAGUCGAGUGGGGGGCUCGUGAGGCUGCUUACGGAUAGCCGGUUGCGGGUUUACAAGCCAGAAGGGGAGGUAGAGGCCGAUGGGAGUGGUGAUGUUGAUGAUGAUGAUAAGGUCUGGGAGGGCGUCUACGGGUUGGGAGAUGCGUGCGACAUCGAGGGAGCGCCGCUUCCGACUACGGCUGAGGUCGCGGUGCAAAAGGCGAGGUACCUUGCGAGCGUCUUGAACAGCGGCUCCGAGACGCCGUACAAGUACCGUCCGAAGGGUUUGGCCACUUACCUCGGCGGCCAUGAUGGAAUCAUCCAGGACGGGGAGUGGACGGGGAAGCUGGCUUGGCUGUCUUGGAAGCAAGGCAGCUCGGCGUGGACGAGGAGCUUUAGAACGAGGUCGAUGAUGUUCCUCACAUGGGGAUUUAAUAGGCUGUUUGGGACAGAGUUGGCAAGACUUUGA